UAGGCUUGAAGACGCCACUGCAAAAGCAUCUUCCAGGCCGCCCUCCUCCUCCUCCUCCCCUUCUUCCUAAAGGCUACCCUACUCCUUUCUCUUCGGCUCUCAAACACUGGACCUCUUAUCUUCCGUACCCAAACCUCGGAAAAGUAUGGUCGGCCCUAACCCCACUAUCAAAUUCCUCUGCAGUUACGGGGGCAAAAUCCUCCCCCGUUACCCUGAUGGUAAACUACGUUAUCAGGGCGGUGAAACCCGUGUCCUUGCCGUCGAUCGCUCCAUUUCCUUUUCUGAGCUGUUGUUGAAGAUGGGAGAGAUGUGUGGGACAGCGGUGAGUCUACGUUGCCAGUUGCCAACGGAGGAUCUAGACGCGCUGGUUUCGAUCACUUCCGAUGAGGAUCUCGCGAAUCUCAUCGAGGAAUACGAUCGCGUAGCAUCGCCACCUUCUUCUUUAAAGAUCAGAGCUUUCCUUUCGCUGCCAAAAUCCACCAAAAAACCAAUUUCUCCUUCUUCAUCAUCGGCUUCGUCUUCAAAGUCAUCAACUUCAUCCACUCCGAGGUUCUCCUGCAUACGUCAGAUCUCGGGGCCUCCCGUCGCUUUCCCUCUUUGCUCGGAGAAAUCUGCGGGGAAAAGUAUUCCUUACUAUGGUUACCAUGUUCAUCAUGGAAACCCUAGUCAUAUUUACCUUAUUCAUAACGGGAACCACUGGCAAUAGCAGCAGGCCAAAAAACCAUGAAGGAUCAUAAUUUAUUAAACUGUUAUGAUCCUGUCUGAAUCCGCGAAGAACAAGUAAAGAAAUACUACCCAUAGAAGAAAAAGAAAACAAACAAAAAAAAGAACCUAAGCUAUAUGAUGUAUUUGGACCUGUAAAUCCUUUAAGAAGGUUUGCUUUUGAUGAUGCGUGGCCAUUAAUGAAUUCUCCAGCUCCAGUUUCGUUCUGGAUCAUCUUCCUAAAUACCCAAUAUAUUUUUUUUCUGA
This is a messenger RNA of Theobroma umbraticum, 969 nucleotides long. RefSeq names its product RAF-like serine/threonine-protein kinase PRAF. The record is from RefSeq and is a predicted model, not a curated record. Gene Ontology annotation, molecular function: protein binding. NCBI's taxonomy places the organism in Eukaryota, Viridiplantae, Streptophyta, Magnoliopsida, Malvales, Malvaceae.